CUGCGCUUUGCGCGGAAUUUGCUUGGAGAGCUGAGGAAAGCUUUCCGAAAUCCAGCGUUAGAUAUUAAGUAAUAGGGCUGAAACAUCGCUACCUAAUCUCAUAGGACUAUUAAAAGGUGGCGUGGAGCACCGACUUCUCCACUUCGGGAGCUCCCUGUGCUGAACCAGGCGCCCCUCUCGCCCCUCUCGCGAGCGCACACCGACCCCAUCCGCCGCUUAUUUCCACUGAAGUUCUUCGCCGGUUUUGUGCGCGACGCUGAGACCGUGUCGAUCCGCAGGAAGGCGUUUUCGCUCCGCUGCGUGUCCGCCUGCCUUUACGCGUUGGAAAUGUGGUGGAUGCUGUUCCCCCGCUGGAUCUGGUUUUUGUUUGGGCAGCUCUGCGUCCUGCGCCCGGUCAGGGCGAUGACUAUCUCCAAAGUGGUGUAUUCCCACGCGGGCAUGUGUCCCAAUGAGAUGAAUCCCAACCUCUGGGUGGACGCCAUGAGUACCUGCAUGCGCGAGUGCGAAUCCGAUCAGGACUGUGAGACCUUUGAGAAAUGCUGUUUAAACGUGUGUGGAAGCAAGAGCUGCGUGGCUGCAAGGUAUAUGGACAUAAAGGGGAACAAAGGACCAAUGGGAAUGCCAAAGGAGGCCACUUGCGACAAGUUCAUGUGUACGCAGCAGGGCUCCGAAUGUGACAUCUGGGAUGGGCAGCCAGUGUGCAAGUGUCGAGACCGCUGUGAACGGGAACCUCAUUUCACCUGUGCCUCGGAUGGCAUGACCUACUACAACAAAUGUUACAUGGAUGCAGAGGCCUGUUCUAAGGGUGUGACCCUCACUGAGGUCACCUGCCGGUACCACCUCAUGUGGCCCAAUACCAGCCCUCUACCCGAGGAAACAACCAUGCAUCCCACCACGGUUCACCUGGAGACAACUCCUAUGGACAUUCAGCCCCCAACCAUGAUCAGCAAUCCAGCGCACAACUUUGUGUUCGUGGGUGAGACGGCAAGCUUCUUGUGUGAAGUGACUGGUAAGCCCAAACCAGAGAUUACCUGGGAGAAGCAGAUAGAGGGGAAGGAGAACACGGUUAUGCGGCCCAACCACGUACGAGGCAACGUAGUUGUGACUAACAUUGCCCAGCUUGUGAUCUACAAUGCACAGCUUCAGGAUGCUGGUAUCUACACCUGCACCGCCAAGAAUCUAGGUGGAUCUGUACAAACUCACUUCCCAUUGUCUGUCAUCCGUAGGGAGCAGGGAAAGGAUGACGGCUGGGCAAACUCCACUCGUCUGCCUGCUGAGGAGUGCCUGAAAGCACCUGACAUGGGUGACUGUGGGGAGGAGAGCAUCAGCUGGUACUAUGAAGCCAAACGCAACAACUGCUUCACCUUCACCUACAGCCAGUGCAACAAAAACAGGAAUCACUUUGACACAUAUGAGUCAUGCAUGCUUUCCUGUGGUGCAGAACUGGCAGCCCCCUGCUCCCUGCCCAGCCUUCAGGGACCCUGUAAAGCCUAUGAGCCACGCUGGUCAUACAACCAUCUCCUUAAGCAGUGCCAGUCAUUUGUCUAUGGUGGCUGUGGUGGCAAUGAGAACAAUUUUGAAAGCAAGGAGGCCUGUGAGGAGAUGUGUCCCUUCCCCAAGAACCACAACUGCAAGCUGUGCAAGCCACGGCAGAGGAUGGUCACCAGCUUCUGCAAGAGUGACUUUGUGAUCUUGGGCCGUAUGACAGAGCUGACAGAGGACCAGGACUCGGGUCAUGCGCUCAUCACUGUAGAGGAGAUCCUGAAAGACGAGAAAAUGGGCCUGAAAUUCUUUGGUCAGGAGCCACUGGAGGUGACACUGCUUAACAUGGACUGGAACUGUCCAUGUCCCAACAUCACUAAUGCAGAGGGCCAACUGAUUAUCAUGGGGGAGGUGCACAACGGCAUGGCAGUGUUGCAGCCUGAUAGCUUUGUUGGCAGCUCCAGCAGUCGCCGUGUACGCAAGCUCCGCGAGGUCAUCAACAAGAAGACAUGUGCCUUUCUCAAGGAGUUUGGCAACACACAAUAGCCAGUGCUGUUCCUUUGCUAUGGACUCACUGGAGACACAAUGGCUGUCUUUUUUCUGCCUGUCCUUUGCAAUAAAGACAGAAUGAGCCACAGGCAUAUUUUGAAAUAAUCAUGCUCCAUAAUUUAGCACUUGGAUUGUUUGGAGAAGCAAUGCAAAAAACUCUAUAAAUUUCCUAAUAAAAUGAUUACACAGGUAACGCCAUUGUACAAACUGAAAUGAUUACCUAUUUACAUGUUUAUACUAUAGUCUGAAGUCUUUUUGAGCACUUAUGUUGUACAAAGUUGGAAAGAUCUUUUUUAUAUGACUAAAACUUAAGCUCUCAUUACAGGAUAUUCUAAAUGCCUCAUAGGCAAUCACUUAAGCUAUUUCUAAUGGCCUUCAGGUCAAGUAUGAAAAAGUGGCAAACCUUUCUAACUUUCCAUAUGUUUACUCUUAGUUAUUUUAUUGUCAAUUUGAAUCAAGAAAUGUUCCGUGUAUGUUCUUGCACCUUGGAAUGAAGUUUUAGUAUAUUUACCCUCACUUUGAUUGAUUAUUUUAUAUUGUACUUAUUUAUUUUACCAGCCUAACUUUUCAUACCUACCAUGAACUGAAUGAUUAAGUAGUCCUUAAAAUGCUUUAUAAAGUAUGUGUGUUGUCAAAAUAUUAUGAGAUAACUUUGAAUUAACAAAAUUACUGAUUUUAUUGUCCGUGUAAAUGUAAAUAACACUUAUGAGAAAAAAAGGUGAUUAAAGUACAUUUUCUGCA
Pygocentrus nattereri (red-bellied piranha) is the source of this 2772-nucleotide messenger RNA. It is a transcript of the gene wfikkn2a, whose product is annotated as info WAP, follistatin/kazal, immunoglobulin, kunitz and netrin domain containing 2a. The transcript has 2 exons. Gene Ontology annotation, molecular function: protein binding; serine-type endopeptidase inhibitor activity. NCBI's taxonomy places the organism in Eukaryota, Metazoa, Chordata, Actinopteri, Characiformes, Serrasalmidae. Bases 328 to 2028 code for a protein of 566 amino acids. The record is from RefSeq and is a predicted model, not a curated record. Gene Ontology annotation, cellular component: extracellular region.